This is a messenger RNA of Caenorhabditis remanei, 1125 nucleotides long. RefSeq lists its product as uncharacterized. The transcript has 3 exons. Lineage: Eukaryota; Metazoa; Nematoda; Chromadorea; Rhabditida; Rhabditidae. Gene Ontology annotation, molecular function: protein binding. The record is from RefSeq and is a predicted model, not a curated record. Bases 1 to 1125 code for a protein of 374 amino acids.
AUGGAACCUACUUUUCCGCUAUUUCGACUACCCGAGAAUGUCAUCUUAGAGGUGAUCAAGAAUUUAUGUGCAAGUCGAUUGCUCGAAUUCUCCCUAAUCUCAACAAAAACUAAGAAUAUCGUGGCAUCAUUAGGAAUCGAAGCAGAUUAUGUUCGUAUUCACAUUUCUCUUGAUGUUGACAUAACUGUGUAUUGUAGAUACUUCAAUACGAGGCUCACUUUUUAUAACGAUUCGGUUGAUCAAGAUGCAUUGAUUCAUUUAGACUCAAAUCAACCUAUUUCUGCUUAUUCUGUAUAUGAAAGGAGAACAGUUCAAUCAUCGACUCAAUUCAGUUUCAACAACUGGUUGGAUCACAUUAAGACUGUAUUCUGUUAUAAUAAACCACCAAAUGUGGUUUUCUCGGCGGGAAGUAGGCAAUUUGAGAUGGAAUCGUUGAAAAAUGCGAUUAAAAGCCUCAAUCAGCUUGUCUUAGCUGGAGGCAAUACUGAAUUUCGGAGCAGGGAAAUUUUGGAACAUUUCAAAAAUGCCAACGAACUAAUUCUAGGAAGGAAUCCAUUUGAAGAAGCUUGUGAAGUUCAAAAAUACUUCAUUCAAAACUUCGAUAAUCUCGUAUUUCGUGAUUUUGUCUCACUUGAUGAUAUGUUAUUGGUUAACAGUGAGAAAGUCGAAUUCUCCCGUUUAAUGUCUCAAAAACAGUUCAAUCAAUUUCUCAAACAUUGGAUUCGUGGAUCUAAUCCAAGACUUCAGUACAUGAAAUUAUUCAUCGAUACAACUGAUUUAGUCAGCAGAGAAAUGUACUUGAAAGGAAUCGAAUGCAUGGAAAUGAGUGAAGAGUCGAAGAAAGAAAUCCGUCAAAAACACGGAAUUUCUGAUAUCAAAAUGGUUAAGAUCAGACGGAAAGAAGGGACAACUGCAGUGAUUGCGACGAAGGACUAUGGAACUUUUCUUUUCAUUCGUUUUUAUGUUUUAUUUCCAAUAUUUUCUUGCUAUUGCGGAGCCGCCGAGUCAUUCAUCGGAUGCAUCAAGGACUUCUUCACCACCGAAUGCAAUGGAUACGUCGGAUGGAUGCAAUGCGAGUUGGAGAGAAUCGGAUUCGCCUAUGAUUGCUAUGGACUUUCGUGUUAA